This is a messenger RNA of Baudoinia panamericana UAMH 10762, 1011 nucleotides long. RefSeq lists its product as uncharacterized. The record is from RefSeq and is a predicted model, not a curated record. NCBI's taxonomy places the organism in Eukaryota, Fungi, Ascomycota, Dothideomycetes, Mycosphaerellales, Teratosphaeriaceae. The coding region runs from base 121 to 705 and encodes 194 amino acids. The transcript has 2 exons. Gene Ontology annotation, molecular function: catalytic activity.
CCACAAGCUACAUGAAGAGCUGUGUGUCUCCCUGCAUUCAACUCGGCAUUCGGUUGAUGCGGUGGAUGUGUAUCGUGCUGCAAACAUAGGCCGAUGAGCUCGCAAGCAGCAUCAGAGGAGAUGUCUGCCCUCCCAGGCCGCAUCAUCCACUUCGGCAACUUCAACGUAACAUCCCAAGUCUUUCACAUAACCAAACACUCCUUCGCCCUCGUCAAUCUCAAGCCACUUCUCCCCGGCCAUAUCCUCGUCUCACCUCUAGCCGUGAAACCGCACCUCUCCGACCUCACAAAGGACGAGAUCUCCGACCUCUUCCUCACUGUCACCCGCAUUCAGCGGACGCUCAAACGUCUCUACAAAGCCGAUGCCUUCAACAUCGCUGUCCAAGACGGAAAAGCGGCGGGCCAAAGUGUGCCGCAUGUGCAUUGUCAUGUGAUUCCGAGGACCGACGGGGAUCCCGGAGGUGAUGACAAGGUGCACCAGUGGUUGGAGGGUGAGGAAGGGGAUGUGGGGCGGCAUCAGCGUGAGGCUGGUACGGGUGCUCAAGAUGGAGGGAGUGGUAAGCAAGAUGGGGAGAGGCAAGCGGGGCAGUGGGCUAAGGAUGAGGAGAGGAAGCCAAGGGGCAAGGAGGAGAUGGAGCGGGAGGCGAGGUGGUUGAGGGAGGAGAUAGAAAAGGAUGAACAACACGAUGCUAACGAGAAGUUGUAGCUGUGAGCGACCUAUACCCUCAGGGCUCUGUUGAGGCCAUUUCCGACAAGUGGUUGGACUGAAAUAAACGAGCUCGUAGGUAUGUUCGGAGACUGAAGACCUAGCGAAAACACACCGUCUUUACUAUCGAAAACCAAGCAUUCAAAAAGGUACGAAUGCCAGAGCAUGUCGUUGGGCAACUUGCAAAACCGAGCCCUUCUCCGCACUCCCUACCCAGCAUGCCGUACGAUGACCACCACCCAACCACCACUGGAAAUGUAAUCCAAGCAGUAAAGCCAAAGUUACUCAACGCCAAGCAAUCGCCAU